GUUGCAUCGUGACGCUCUGUUGUUCGGAAAGAAGAGAUGGCUCGUACUAAGCAGACUGCUCGCAAGUCCACCGGAGGCAAGGCUCCUCGAAAACAGCUCGCCACCAAAGCAGCGCGUAAGAGUGCGCCUGCUACUGGAGGAGUCAAGAAGCCUCAUCGUUAUAGGCCCGGAACAGUCGCUCUUCGUGAGAUCCGUCGCUACCAGAAGAGUACUGAAUUGCUGAUCCGUAAACUGCCGUUCCAGCGUCUCGUUCGUGAGAUCGCUCAGGAUUUCAAAACCGAUCUUCGUUUCCAAAGCUCAGCUGUUAUGGCGUUGCAAGAAGCUAGCGAGGCAUACCUCGUUGGUCUUUUUGAAGAUACCAAUCUUUGCGCCAUUCACGCCAAGCGAGUUACUAUUAUGCCUAAGGACAUCCAACUGGCACGCCGCAUUCGUGGAGAACGCGCUUAGAUCGAAAGAUUUUAAUAACCGGCCCUUUUCA
This is a messenger RNA of Linepithema humile (Argentine ant), 478 nucleotides long. Its product is annotated as histone H3. The record is from RefSeq and is a predicted model, not a curated record. NCBI's taxonomy places the organism in Eukaryota, Metazoa, Arthropoda, Insecta, Hymenoptera, Formicidae. Gene Ontology annotation, molecular function: structural constituent of chromatin; protein heterodimerization activity; DNA binding. Gene Ontology annotation, cellular component: nucleosome.